Messenger RNA from Girardinichthys multiradiatus, 2102 nucleotides. RefSeq names its product DnaJ (Hsp40) homolog, subfamily C, member 2 (gene dnajc2). Gene Ontology annotation, biological process: regulation of translational fidelity; 'de novo' cotranslational protein folding. NCBI's taxonomy places the organism in Eukaryota, Metazoa, Chordata, Actinopteri, Cyprinodontiformes, Goodeidae. The coding region runs from base 161 to 2014 and encodes 617 amino acids. The transcript has 16 exons. Gene Ontology annotation, molecular function: ribosome binding; Hsp70 protein binding. Gene Ontology annotation, cellular component: cytosol. The record is from RefSeq and is a predicted model, not a curated record.
AGUUUCAUGGUGAGGCCUCUCAGCUUCUCUCGGACUGGCAGCACCUGCACCAGGAGGCCCAUGUGGAGUGGCAGUGAGCGGGCCGUACACCUCAGCACUUUAGCCGGCUAUCCUUUCAGUGUUUCGUCUUGUGAAUGUGCGCUGCCGCCAUUGCUCCAGGAUGCUAUUAGAGGCGAAGGACGGAGAGGAGACGGCUGUGUUUAAAGCGGUUGCCGCUUCUGUGCAGGUUCUGGUGGAGCCGGUGGGUCGAUGGUUUGAAGCCUACAUCAGGAGGAGAAACAGAAAUGUGUCGGCCUCCUUUCAAGAGCUGGAGGAAGAAGAGGAGUCCUCAGAAGAGUCGGAGGAUGAAGAGUUACAGCUGGAGGAGCACCCGAUGCUCCGAACACUGGAUCCUAAAGACUGGAAGAAUCAAGAUCACUACGCUGUCCUCGGCCUCCCGCAUUUGAGGUAUAAAGCCACACAGAAACAGAUUAAAGCAGCCCACAAAGCCAUUGUGUUAAAGCACCAUCCUGACAAAAGGAAAGCAGCAGGAGAACAGAUUGUUGAAGGAGACAAUGACUACUUUACCUGUAUAACUAAAGCUAUUGAAAUUCUAUCAGACCCAGUGAAGAGAAGAGCCUUCGACAGCGUUGAUCCAACCUUUGACAAUAGCGUGCCUUCCAAAGGUGAAGGCAAAGAAAACUUUUUUAAGGUGUUUGCUCCUGUUUUUGAGAGAAAUGCCAGAUGGUCUUCCAAAAAGCAUGGGCCAUCUCUCGGAACCAUGGACUCGUCUUUUGAAGAAGUGGACAAUUUUUACUAUUUUUGGUACAACUUUGACUCAUGGAGGGAAUUCUCCUACUUGGAUGAAGAGGAAAAGGAGAAGGCUGAAUGUCGAGACGAAAGGAGAUGGAUCGAGAAGCAGAACCGAGCUUCCAGAGCUCAGAGGAAAAAGGAGGAGAUGAACAGAAUACGCACUCUAGUUGAUACGGCCUACAGUUGUGACCCUAGAAUUAAGAAAUUCAAAGAAGAAGAAAAAGCCAGGAAAGAGGGUGAGAAGAAGGCUAAAGCUGAAGCCAAGAAGAAAGAGCAGGAAGAGAAGGAGAGGGCCCGGCAGGCGGAGCUUGAGGCGGCUCGCUUAGCGAAGGAGAAGGACGAAGAGGAGGCCAGACAGGCUGCCCUGCAGGCUAAGAAGGAGAAGGAGACCCAGAAGAAAGCCAUCAAAAAGGAGAGGCAGAAACUCAGGACCACCUGCAAGAACUGGAAUUACUUUGCUGACAAUGAAGCUGACAGUGUGAAAAUGAUGGAGGAAGUGGAGAAACUCUGUGAUCGCCUGGAACUAACAAGUCUGCAGUCUCUGAAUGAGAUGCUGGCUUCAGCCUCAAAGGAGGACAGCAAGGCAGCAGUGGAGAAGCAGGUAGAGGAAGUAAACGCGCAGCUGCAGAAGGAGAGGGAGGCUGAGGUUCAAGCCCGGCAGGCGGCCCGGAGCGCCGAGCAGGCCAGUGGAGGGGUCGGCGGGGGAAAGGGUUGGAACGAGGAUGACCUCCAGCUGCUCAUCAAAGCGGUUAAUCUGUUUCCUGCUGGAACUAAUGCCAGGUGGGAGGUCAUUGCUAACUACAUGAACUUGCACUCCUCUAGUGGGAUGAAGAGGACAGCCAAAGAUGUAAUCAACAAAGCCAAGAAUCUUCAAAAACUUGAUCCACUGCAGAAAGAUGAGAUCAACAAAAAGGCCUAUGAGAAGUUCAAGAAGGAGCACACAUCGGUGCCACCUUCCGUAGACAACGCCUUGCCCUCAGAGAGAUUUGAUGCCUCUGGAAGUGAAGGGAACACCAGCCCCUGGACCACAGAGGAACAGAAACUUCUGGAACAAGCACUGAAGAGCUACCCUGUGAGCACACCUGAGCGGUGGGAGAAGAUCGCUGCUGCUGUUCCUGGACGGAGCAAGAAGGACUGUAUGAAGAGGUACAAGGAACUGGUGGAGAUGGUCAAAGCCAAGAAAGCUGCUCAGGAACAAGUGGCAGCCAAGAAUAAAAAAUGACACCAACCAUAAAUAAGGAUAGAAUCUGUGUUAUUUUAAUGUUAUUGUGUUAUUCUUUAUUUUAUAAUAAAAAAAUCUAGACCCAAGA